Molecule: messenger RNA, 876 nt
Organism: Anopheles merus
Lineage: Eukaryota; Metazoa; Arthropoda; Insecta; Diptera; Culicidae
Product: peritrophin-1-like
Exons: 1
Coding region: 41-313 (90 amino acids)
Cellular component (GO): extracellular region
Molecular function (GO): chitin binding
Source: RefSeq, a predicted model, not a curated record
UCCCCAGAGCUCGCGUUAGUUUCAUCCCAAACCUCUCACUAUGAAGUUCCCCUUAGUGAUCGCGUGUGUGGGUUUGCUGGUGCUGUCCGUCAGCGUACAUUCUGCCCAGGCCCAGCAGGAACUGGACUGCAACGAUCCAAACAACGUCGGCAUCUUUCUGCCCCACCCGACCGACUGCAAGAAGUAUCUGAACUGCUGGCAGGGUCUGCUGAUCGAAGGUAGCUGCCCGCUGGGACUUUACUUUGACCUGGAGCGGCAAGUUUGUGAAGCCGAAGCCCGAGUACGGUGUAAAAUGAGCGUCAGCGCCCCGUAGACACUGACAACGGGGAAGUGAACGCGUGGAACUCUCGGGUACGGUGGCCUCGUUGGUGGACAGUUUAACGGACGGAGAACAGUGGACCCCCUGCUGCUGCAGUACGCCAUCAUGUUCGGGAGUUUCCAAUUCAAAAACCCGUGACACCUCUCAAGCUCAGGGCACACACGCACCUCCAUUUUGCAAGAAGUCCGGCAGAAGAAUUCAUCAAUGAAGCGCGUACCCUGUGUUAGCCCUUAUUUGUGUCACGCGUCGCGGGUGGUACAAACUCAUAAUAAACGAUCCUUUACGCACGAAUACGAAUGCCGCUAGUUAAUGGCUGGACGUGCACCCUCGUCACAAACACCCGGUGUGGUCACGCGCGUCAAACGAAUCAAAGUGUGUCUGCGUGUGUGUGUGACCCUUUAUGUCUACUUCUUCCCUACAUCCACAUCUGACUGUUGCCCCUUUGGUACCCGAUUUAAUCGAUCGCUUUUUGUUCGCUGUGUGCCGCCCGCUUUGAAAAACGCCGACCACCCUCUCCUCGGCUUGAAGGUCGUCAAUAAAGAAUGUUAAUAAUUUAA